GCCGCGCGGACCCUGCAGACGUGCGCUUGCGAAUUCUUGGGUCUGAGAUGCGACGUCUCCGGGCCCUUGUCAGCUCCAGAAAUGUGUGAAGCUUAAAAAUGCCAUGGAGCUCGUGAGAGUAUGCCACUGAAGAAUAUGAUGGCUGGAAACACCUUGAAAAUGGUCAAGAUUCAGCAGUGUGUAGCCAACAAACUACCUAGGAACAGGCCAUAUAUUUGCAAUAUUUGCCUCAAGCACUUUGAAACGCCGUCAAAAUUAGCCAGGCAUUAUCUCAUUCAUACCGGUCAGAAGCCGUUUGAAUGUGAUGUAUGCCACAAAAACUUUAGACAACUAGUUCAUCUGGAGAGGCACCAGUUAACUCACAAUCUGCCUUUUAGUUGUAGUAUCUGCCAACGCCACUUUAAACAUCUGAAGACAUUUGUGAAACAUCAGCAGCUUCACAGUGAAUCCUAUCAGAACGAUGUUAAAGUCAGAAGACUGCUUGCGCCCAAGCAGGAGAAGCCUAUGUGUGGCGUGUAUAAUUCUUUUACUGCAGAGGAGAGGCGGACACUGCACCCCUGCUCUAAGUCAGAUCCCACGUACAGCACCACGAAGAGAAGAAAGAAUAUUCAUGCAUGUACAAUCUGUGGCAAAAUGUUUCCAUCACAAUCAAAACUUGAUAGGCAUGCACUUAUUCACACUGGGCAGAGGCCUUUUAAAUGUGUCCUGUGCAGUAAAUCUUUCCGACAGUCAACUCACUUAAAAAUCCACCAACUCACACAUUCAGAAGAAAGGCCUUUUCAGUGUUGUUUCUGCCAGAAAGGAUUUAAGAUUCAAAGCAAACUUCUGAAGCAUAAACAAAUCCACACUCGGAAUAAGACUUUUCAAAAUCUUUCUUUGAAAGUAAAGACUCCUGAAUCAUGUCCCCUACCUAAUAAAUUACAUGCAAAGCAGGAUGCUUUUGAAAAUGGUGAUAUGGGCGAAUCUGAGGAGAAUAAUCCUCUUGAUGUCCACUCUAUUUAUAUCGUCCCUUUUCAGUGUUCAGAGUGUGAAGAAUGUUUUGAGUCCGAGCAGAUUCUCAAUGGACACAAGUGUCUUCCUGCCAGAGGUGGCAGAAUUCCAAGCAGGCUCAAAAGAAGCUGUAACUAUAAGACCAUUGUUAAAAAGCUCUUGGCUAAACUUAAACGUGCUGGGGGUAAAAAAUCAGAUAACCUUCAGUCAGAGAAAAGAACAUUUAAAAGCAACUGCUUGAAAAAUUGUGAACGUACUUCUGGUAAGCAAAACAUGGAACAGAGUCAGAGAACAUUUGUGGGUUCACUUGGCAGACAUGGAUCAUUCAAGACAGUUAGCAAAAAGAAGAAGAAAACACUGACUUUGCCAUUUUCUUGGCAAAAGCAAUUCCAGAGCCAAAGUAUGGGUAAAAGUUUGCAAGGUGUCUUUGCAACGGGAAACAUACUAAGUAUGGAUGGCUCAGUGAAUAAUAAAGACUUGUCAAUCUAUGGCUCAUCAGGUGAGGAAUACUUUAAUAACUGUGACAUGCUUCAGUGUGAUUUUUCAGAUUCAAGUGAAAGUGUACAUACUGGACAUAAAAUGUGUCCCUGUGAUAAAUGUGACAAAGUGUUUCCUUCUGUCUCUAAACUACAAAGGCACUAUUUAAUUCAUACUGGGCAGAGGCCUUUUGGCUGUAAUGUUUGUGGAAAGUCUUUCAGACAGUCAGCUCACUUAAAACGACAUAAACUUACUCAUAUUGAAAAGGUACCCUAUAGUUCUUUUUGGCAGGUGGACUUUGGAAAUGUGAACAAACUUCUCAUUCAUCCAAGUGAUGAUGUCAGUUAUAAUGCUUCCCAACAGUGUGAGGGGAUUAGUCUUCAAAAGUAUGAGAGUUCAGAGUCCAGUCAGGUAUCAGAAAUUGAAGUCAAGGCAGAAUCAGAGGAUUUCAUUCUCAGUACCCACUGCAGGAACAGGCAGUCUUUCCUCGCUGACACGCUUUUGGAGUCAGAGCAGAGCCAUCAUUGUUACAGUUACUUAGGCCGUCCUGAAAGAAGUGAUGGGCUCCUUUACCAGUGCAGUGUUUGUUGUAAAAAUUUCCGAUCUCCAUCCAAACUGGAAAGACACUAUUUAAUUCAUGCGGGACAGAAACCAUUUGAGUGCUCAGUCUGUGGUAAAACAUUCAGACAAGCACCUCACUGGAAGAGACAUCAGCUUACUCACUUUAAAGAACGACCACAAGAGAAAAUGGUUCUGAAUUAAUCUGUGUAACACAAAACUACUAAUAGAUAUGCGACCUCUGGUAAUAUAAUACCCUUCAAGACAUUUUUGCCAAAGGCCUAUAUUAGGUAGGUGACUUCAUAGGCAAUUGCUUGUCUUGCAAAAUAAGGAAUACGUUAGAUAAAAAUCACAGUGUUUUAGAAACAGCAGAGUAACUUGAAAAGUAAUAGCAUGGUUUGAUGCCAUAAGUAGGUAUCUAAGGUUGUCAACAUAUAACCUUGGUUGUAUUAAAAGUUUGAAUCCAUCAUAUUCAAUUUGGCCUCAUUUGUUGAAUUACUCCUUAAGACAUUGUGUGUCUUUGUAUGUAUGCAUACCUCCCAAAAUGAGGCCAGAAUUGGAAUUCAGCUGCAGCAAACCACCCUGCCAUAUUUUCUUUUUCAUGGAAGCUUAAAUUCUAUUGCAAAACGUUCUUACAAGUUAGAAGAUAAAAGGAUAAUAGAUACGGAAAUGGGUGGGGGAAAUUACAGCAUUUUACUUUUUUAUAGUGAUUACUUUUUAAAACUGUGAUAAUUUUACCUUGGUAGACAAGUGUCCCCCUUCCUGUGUAGGUUACCUUUGUUUCUUUAAGGAAUUUAAAAGCAGGAGGAAGCUGGGUUGCACCCAUAUGUAUUUACCAUCCAAUAAUGUUUACAUUUACAUGGUAUUUUCCAAGUGCCAUGAGUUUUUCUUAUAUGUCUGUAGGUGUAUCUUUUUAGACACUUGAAUGCAGUGCACCUGUUUGCUCAUUAUUGGUUGACAGCAGUGGCCAGGGACAAGACUUUGUUUCAACACCUUUGAGUGGCCCUAUGACUUGACUAAAUCUAUUCUGCUAAAUUCAGUCAAAUGGCAAUAGUUCUGUAGUUUCAGUCUUAGCUCCUCUCUUUGUGAAAGACACUUAAUGCUAUAGUAUUAUUUCAACCUUUGUUAAGUUGUUACUUUGGUUAGUAAGGAUAUUGUUUCUGUGGAAGAAUAAGGUGCUUACAGAGUUGAAGUCAUCAUUUUUUUCUAAACAGUAUCAGUAUUGUCAUGAUCUGACAAAAAUAUUUCAUUUAAUCCUACUCUGUGAGAGAAGUGACGUAGUCACAGAUUGUCCUUCACAUUUGUGGCAGUAUGUAAAAUGCUUGACUAACAUUUUUCUAGCAAUAAAAAGGUUAACUGUUCUUUUUCUAAGGUGAAAAGAAAUAGGUUUUAUCACACUUAUAUAUAGUGAAAAGGCCUGUGUUGGAAGUGUGGGCAAUGGAGUAAUUGUAAGCUUUGAUCACGGUAUAAGAGCUGUACUUUGUGAGGGGUGGGGGGAGAAAAGAGAAAGCUUUCAGCCCAAGUGAACCAUAAGAAACUUGGGUUUAAUUUACAGAGAUAAAUUGUGGUAUGAAUAGGUGCCCAAACGUAAAGAAAUGUGCCUAUUUUUAAGUAGAGACGCUUGUCUGAAGAGGAAUGCUGUGUGCUUCAAGGCGUAACUUCUGUUUCUUUGAGAUUAGAGGGAUGUGUUUCUAGCGCAAGCACAUUGGGGCUCACAGAACUAUUGACGGAUGUGUGUGUCACGUAAAGAAAGCAUAAAUAGUUCGUGUUUAUUUAAUAUACGAAGUUAUGGAUUUGGGCAUUUCCCUAAGUUAUUUAUAUAGUUUUAUUUGAAGGGAAAUGUCUCAGAUGUUUCUUUCCCACCUAAACAGGGAGAGUUCUGAAUGUUGUGCUCGUAUGACUAUGAGUCUUUGCCUGAGUAAUAAGAAGAUACUUUUUUUUUUUUAAUUUGGCUUAUGCCUUUCGAAGCUGUUUCAUAUUGAAAGUUGGAAUACUGUAAAAAUUUUGUCAAGAGAUGUUCUGUAGUGCUAUUUGAAGUACCUGUAACAAAAUACUUACUGUUAUUACCAUUGCAAGCUUCUUAUGACAUCAGUAGGAGUGAAAAUAAAGUACGAAUUUAUGUUAAUAAACAUGUUAAAUGAUGGUUUGCUGCAUGCUAGGACUGUACUUGUUAAGUCAAUUAUUUUGAUUUUCUGGGGAAAAAAAUUUAUGAAUAUCUUUCAAGAGAACUAGAAUUUCUUGUUUGGGUGUUUCCAGGUUUUAGCAUGAUGAUUUACUGAAGGAGUUUGAUUAGCUGGGCUAGGACAAUUGCUGCUCCAUGUUUCAUAUUGCAACAAUGUCCAUGAUUUUAAUAUAUAUGUUGUAUGCUGGUGGAAAGUAAAUGAUGCUUAAUGUUUUUGAAAAAUCUCAAAUUGCAGAAUAAUUUAAAAAUAAAGUUUCAAGUUAUA
Molecule: messenger RNA, 4472 nt
Organism: Psammomys obesus (fat sand rat)
Lineage: Eukaryota; Metazoa; Chordata; Mammalia; Rodentia; Muridae
Gene: Znf770
Product: zinc finger protein 770
Exons: 2
Coding region: 121-2229 (702 amino acids)
Biological process (GO): regulation of transcription by RNA polymerase II
Molecular function (GO): RNA polymerase II cis-regulatory region sequence-specific DNA binding; DNA-binding transcription factor activity
Source: RefSeq, a predicted model, not a curated record